Paramecium sonneborni is the source of this 3552-nucleotide messenger RNA. NCBI's taxonomy places the organism in Eukaryota, Ciliophora, Oligohymenophorea, Peniculida, Parameciidae. The record is from the annotation of a GenBank genome assembly.
AUGGGAGUAUCACAAUAUUUAAAAAUCUCAGAUAUUGAAAUAUUCCUUCAGAUCUCCUUAUUCUCCUUAAUAAGUGAAGUGAGUUAUCAUUUAACUUAUUUUUGGAAAUAAGUUCUUUAGUUUAUUAUGACAUUUGAAUAAAUUAUUCAAUAAAAUCAGUGUGAUAACUCCUUAUCUUUUACACAUGUCUUAAAAUUAGUUAUUUAAAAAUAAGCUAAUAUUUAUAUUGUCAUAUUUUUCAAAUAAUAUUCCAAGAAAAUGUAAAAUAAAAUCUAACAGUAGGCUCACAAGACCACCAAUGUUAAGAGAGUCUAGACAUACCAAAAAUAAUUAUAAGGAACCAUCUACUAUAGUUUUAAAGUUGGGUAGUUAACCUAAUGUAGGAAGUAAUUAAUUAAGUAAAACUUUCAGAAUUACCACCUAAAGUGUUAUAAUAAAAUCCUACUACUGAAGUAAGAAGAAUAAAAAACAAAUCGAUUAGUUAACAUAUAAAUGGAAAUGGAAUUCAUCAAUAGGCCAACUAUUAUAAAUAACCAAAUAAAAGAGUGAUAUAUGACUCAACAAAUUGUUUGAAUUCUUAAAUUAAUCGUUCAUCAAGUAAUAGAAUCAAGAAAAUUCAUUCAGUCAGUUCCCAUAAUUGUAAUAGUUUAAUUUAAAUCAAGAUGAAAGUUUUAUUUAAAAUCUUGAAGAUCACAGUAGAAAUAACAUUAUUUAUAAUGAAAUUACAACUAGCACUGAGUUAAAUGAAGGCAAGAAAUUAUUUACAGACAAUAAAAUAGAAGAAGCAUUGAAAACAUUUUAAAAUUACCUUUCAAAAUAUGGUUUAAAUCCAGAGGCAUUAUAUUUAUCAGGAUUGUGUUAUAUGUCAUUGGAUUAAGAAGAUAAAUACAUUGAAUAAUUUUAGACUCUCAUAAAGACAUUUCCAACAUUUAAAAGAAAUGUAUAUAUGUAUUUAGCACUGUCUCUUAAAAAAAAUAAUCUCAUUAAUGAUGCAAUCAAUGUUAUUUCUUAAGGAAUUUAUCAAUUUAAUAGAUAUUUUGAAGCGAUAAUAUUUAGAGCUAAAUUAUUUUUAAAGCAAAAAAAUUAUGAGAAAGCCAUAAAAGAUUUUUAUUCAGCUAUGUAAAUUAAUUCAAAAAAACCUGUUUGUUAUGUUGGUUUAAGUGAUUGUUUUAAAUAAAUUAACAAAAUUUAAUAAGCUAUCGAAGAAUUGAAUAAAGCACUUGAAUUUGAAGAGUUUUCUAAAUAAAAAUCAAUCAUUUUGAAACGAUUCACAAUUUAUUUAGAUAUUAAAGAUUUUGAAAAAGCAACAUAAGACAUGAAAAUUUUAUUAGAGAUUUGUGAAAACGAUUCUGAAGUGUAUUAUUUCAAGGGAAUUUUGAUGUAAAAGUAGAGUAAUUAUUUUAUUUAAUUUUAGAACGUAUUUAAGAUGCUCUUUUGGCAUUUGAAUAGUCAAUAAAAUUUAAUAGUUAAAAGAAACCAGUUACAAAAGCCCUUUAUGAAAUUGUUAGAAUAAAAAUAGAAUAGAAUGAUUAUUAUUCUGCAUAGCAUGAACUCGAUAGAGCAGCCUAUCUUGAUGUAGAUAAAACAUAAUUAUAAAAAUUUGAACUCUUUGUUGGAGGAGCUAUUUAUUUAAUGAAGAGAAAAUUUGAAGAAGGUACUCAUAUGUUAACAGAAAUGAUAACUAAAAAUCAUCAGAGUGAUAGUCUUAAAUUUUAAGCACAUCAAUAUCGAGCUUAUGGAUAUUUUUGUUUAUCAAAGUACAAUUUAGCUAACCAAGACUUAGAAUUAUAUUAAGAAAAUCUUUUGGAGAAAGUAAAUUUAUUACAAAUUAUAGGCAUCUUUAUAUAAUAAACUACUUUGCCAUGGUAUAAUAAAAUAUGAAGAUAAUGAAUUAGAAUAAAGUAAAAGAGAGUUUUUAUAAGCUCAUAAAAUACUUCCAAAUAAAAUGGAACCCCUAUUUUAUUAAGCUAUUAUUUUAAUUAAAAGAUAUUGUUCAAGUCUAGAAAAAAUAAGUGAAGAAAAUAGAAUAAUGUAUUUAAAAGAUGCAUUAGAUUUACUUGAAAGAGCUGCCAAAAAUUGUGAAUAAUCUAAUUUACUUUUCUAUAAAGGCAUAAUACAUUUUGCUCUUGGAAAUAUAGAUUAAUCUGCAUUAGACUUAGAAUAAGCUAUUGAAAAAUCUGAAGAUAAUCAAGCAUAACAUUAUUAUGUUAGAGGAUUACUUCAAUGUUAACGUUAAUUAUUUAAACAGGCAGUGAAUGAUUUUUCAAUUUGUUUAAGUUUGGAUCAAAAUCAUUCAGAAUCUUACCUUAAUAGAUGUAAACUAUUAACUAUGAUGGGGGAUGUAGCAACAGCAUACUUAGAUCUAUAAAAAUACAUUGAAUUAAGAGAAUAAUAUACAAUAAAUUAUCAUACUGUAGGAAUUUUAUAUUUUUUAAUUGGAGCUUAUGAUGAAGCUAUCCAAGCAUUUGAUAAUUGUAAAUCAUUAUAAGGAUACUAUGAGAAAGUGAAAGUUCUAAUUUAUGGAAAAGAAUUAAAUUAAGCACUCAAUGAACUCUCUAAUAUUAUAACAGAAAUGCAUAAUUAAGAAGCCAUAAUAGAUAAACAGGUACUUACAAUAUUGAAGGAAACUAGCUAAUAAAUAUCUACCAAAAUUUUGGAGGAUAGUAUAAAUACAAUUAGCUAAAUUUUAAAAACUUAAUAGGAAGGUUUAAUAUUUAGAUAAUCAGAUAUAUAUUUUUAUAAAGGUUUAUUUUAUACUUAUUUGGGACAAUAUUUAAAAGCAAAAUAAUGUCUUCGCUUCUCAUAUGAUCUUAAAGAAAAAGAAAUUAAAAAAUCAAGGAAUAAAUCAUUAAUUAAUUAAAAUUCUCUUGAAGAUUUUGAUUUUACUAACAAGACAUAUAAUAUUUAUGAACAUCUUUAUAAUUGUGCCAUUAUAGAAGUAAUUUUAGGUAAUCUUGAAGAAGCUUUUGAAACUUUAACUUUACUUCAUGAACAUUUAACAUAAAUUGAAUUCAGAGUUCAAUUAUAAAUCUUAAUGGAAUUAUUACGAGAUGAUUAGUAAGAUAAUCCUCCGGAAGAAGAAUUUCAGAAAAUACAAGAAUUCUAAUUAUUUCCAUAACAUAAUAGAUUAUGUUCAAUAUAUCCAUCAAUCAAAUUACCUUUGAAAAAAUAUUCUGUCGAAAUAAGGUUAUCAUUUUGCUUGCCAAUUGUUGAAUUCCCUUCAUAACCUAUUUUAUUUGAUGAACAACUACUUCAAAAAAUAUCUGUAAUUUAUACUCUUUUAUUUUAAAGCCCAAAGUUGUAGAGAAUAAACCAGAAGCUCCUUGGAUUAAAAGAUCUAGUGAAGGAGUGAUAUUUACCGACAAUAUUUAGUUUAUUGAUGACUUAGAUCUUCUAUCAACUUUUAGAAAAUAAGAGACAGAAGAAACAUAAUAAGAAAUUAAUAAUUUUUAAGAUGAAAAUGAUAUCACCUAAUUAAAAGAUAAACUUAAGUUGGAUGACUAAAUUACUAAAAAAUUGAAUUCGAUAUUACAAAAAAAAAUUGAAGAAUGA